This is a messenger RNA of Folsomia candida, 5782 nucleotides long. RefSeq lists its product as uncharacterized. NCBI's taxonomy places the organism in Eukaryota, Metazoa, Arthropoda, Collembola, Entomobryomorpha, Isotomidae. The record is from RefSeq and is a predicted model, not a curated record. The coding region runs from base 1478 to 3124 and encodes 548 amino acids. The transcript has 6 exons.
GCACCGCACUCACUGCACCACAUCGUCUGCACUCCACUGCACAAGGCACAGGCCACUGAGAUAGGAGACCUUUAGCAACAUUCUGACACGAGAACCAAGCCAAAAACGGGCCCAGAGAGAGAGGCAGGAAGCGAGGAAAGGCAAGUAGAUUAUGGGGUCGUCGUGGUAAGAGGGAAGCAGGCGAUUGGGAUUAGCCACCAACCACCACUUAGGAUUAGCACUCAACUCUACCAACAAUCUCGGCAUAUCUUUGGGGUAGGAGAGACACGAUAACACAACACCUCCAACACUUGCGAGUAUAUAAGGCACACCCGCUCCUCAACUCGGCUCAGUAUCUCAACAACAACACCAUUGAUCACCUCCUCCAAAGUAACUUGUGACUUUUUUUGAAAAUUGUCAAGUCCCCUGCAAACAAGAUCAGUGCUCAUUUCACACCCUCUCGAAACACACAAGUUUCAUCAAUCGGACACCUGCCCUGGGCAUGGGCUGCAAAAGUUUUUCCUGAGAAUUAUUGGGUUCGAGACAACUGGAAUCUGGACAACUUGAGAUUUUUGGUCAGCACAACCAGGUCAUCCGACAGCCUGCUACCAAUUUAUCUACAACGUUUCAUCUACAAUCCUUUAUUUCCCAGCCCCGUUUCAUCAAACCCCUAUUGAAUAUCAAGCUGCUGAUUAUUAACCGAUUUUGCCCCGCACUAUUAAUUCUAUUAAAACCGACCUCUCAACAAGUUGGAACAUUGAAUGGAUUCUUGCCAAGGGGAAAGUUUUGACCUGAUGCCAAAAAGAGCCGAAGGCAAUUAAGAUAUUUGGAAACCCAAGCAAUCUUCAAUCGCCAACGAAGCAACCAAAACCAAUUUUUUCCAGCCACAUCACACUUCUCCCCAAAUCGACGCUUUUCCCCUUCCAUAUCCUGAACGGACGGAUGACGUUGGAACCUUGAUGAGUUUUGUUGGAGGCAACUAAUUCAUAUCUUACACCAACAACCAGGCAUAUCUAAUUCACCAUUAUCAACCCAACCAAGUACACAUAAUCUAACAUACAUAUACCAACCAACUUAACCCUUCUCAUCAAAAGAGUAGAAUUCCACCGUCGUCUUCCAAACCAAAGAAAUCACAUGUCUGCGUAAGGUAUAUAAAAAAUGUACUCAUCUUCGACAAUAAAUGUUAAUUCAUGGGCACAUUUUCGAAAUUAUUCGCGAGUCACAAAAUUGGAAUCCAGACAAUAAUAUGAACGCCAAAAGUUUUGCGAUUUUACAGUUGAAAAAUUAAAUUAUCAUUAUUGAGGACAAUAUGAAAUUUGCGAAAGGUCGUACUUAAAAAAAUUAAACACAAUUCAGGAUCAAUUUGGACAAUACAAAAAAAUCGAAUAUAUCUACAAACAAAUUAUAAUCUUUAUAAACAAUAGCUUCAAGUAAUUCCCGAACCAGAAUCUGAUUAAGAUUAACGAAUCUCUUAGUGACAUAAAAAAAGUGAAUUAAGAUGGCAACGAGAAUAUCCAGUCCAAACUGGCUUCUAGCACUGAGCCUUUAUCUAGUAGCCCUAUUUUUGAACCGUGUCAUACUCCUGGGUGGAGCUGGCCGUGUCACAUCCAACUCUGUCCUGUCGCCCUAUUCUCCGUCAAACGGCCCUCAGGAUGCUCUCCUCCAAAGAAGACUUCUGAUGGGGCGUGAAGUAAUACCUCCCAUGAGUCCCAACAACAACGCCAUCCCAGGUGAGCCUUCCUGCGAUGAACUCCGUGCAAUGUGGCGUUACUACAAGCGACAAUCUCGAGCCGAGUACACCAAUGAAAUUCCACGAUUUGGGUCAAAUAUGUUUUGGGACAUUCUGCCACCUCCCCAGUCACCCCGCAUUUCCAGCUUUGUCCCCAUCAAAGGUCGAAACAAGGCUCGUCUAAAGCUGAAGAAUGCCGCAAAGUCCCCUGCAUACGGAAGAAUGGUGUACAAGCAAGAGCGAGAACGUCAAAGAAAUAAGCAGCAACAACCACCCAGCCCCAUGGAACAAGUUUCUCAGCUGAUGGGUAAAGGAACAGAGGGGAAAGAGCGUGGUGGGCCCAUCCCAGACGCCAUAAUCCACCUCAGCCCUCCAAUUACCCCAGUCCCCACGACCCCCACCAGUUUCCAGCAAAUCAAGGAGGUUUUCCGUGAAGAGAGAAUACGGGACAAGGCAGCUCCUGUUCAGGAAUCCGCCGCCCCACAGCCGCCACAGCAGAACAUGGAGAAUGGCAAGACUUUUGGACGCAUAAUCCUCGGACCUCCACGCGGCAUGGAUGGACGAGUGGCAAACAAGCCGAGAGAAUUCAUGACUCCAUUUGAGAAAAUUCGAUUUGGUCAUGCAGAUGACUUGUUGGAAGACGGAUCAAAGCCCAACAUGAACUUGAUGGCGAAAAGGAGAACUCUUCCGCUUCACCACUCCUCCAUGUACAACCGACAGGCAAGAUUUGGGUCAGUCAUGGUGGAGGACGAAGGAGACUCCUCUGGCGCUUGGAUUGACGGUGGACUCGAGCAAAUGAAUAGGUUUGAGGUGGGAGGAGGAGGAGGCGGCGGCGGCGGCGGUGGGAGCGUGACCGAUGCGAACUUUGGAAUGGAUGGCGGCAGCUGGGGAUCAUUUCCCCUGAGGUCUGAUGAGGGCUUGCUGAAUGACUAUUCUGGAGGAAUGCUUGUGGAAAUGCAGCAGCAUCCGCAACAAUUCCAAAACCUCAAGACUCUAUACUCUCGGCCCAUUCCCGAAUUGCCUCCACAGAUGGAAAGUCCCACCUGCCCAGAAGUGGAGGGUCAAGCGUGUCAAGUAAACUCGGACUGUUCCUGCGUUGGCUUUGGACUUUAUCGAUGUUACGUCAACGUGUGUCAAACGCUAUCGUUUGCUCCUGCAGCCGAAAACCCUGUGGAAGAGAUUGAAGAUGACGCGUCCUCAAUGUGGCACACGGGUCCCGUGCACAGCAGCAAAUUGGGGUUAUGGGAUGGAACUUCUCAGAAAGCGGAAGCAAAUGUUGACAUGAAUUCAGGAUUUGAUAAUCUGGUAAUGAAGAAGGCAUCCGAGAAUAAUAAUAACAUCGUCGCGGGGAGCAGCAGCAGCAUUGUCCCCUCUGCCAACAACUCGGAUGACAAAAAUGAAGCCAAGAAAAAUUGAUCCGCAUUCUUCGCAUUGGGUGUUUUUACACAAUGAGAUUGUCAACGUUGUCAUCAUCAUCACAAUAAAAAAAUGCAGGCUCAAGUUGCAAAUUGUUGUAAAUAGGCGAGUUUGUCCACUUAUUAUGUUAAAACUAUCCGUUUUAUAGGGAAUUGGAAGAUCCUGCAGGUCACACUGUAAGUAGUUAUCUCGGCGCCCUCAAACCAUAUCAGCAAAUAAAUAAUUUGUCACCCGACUUAUGUACAUCUCAUUCACAAAAUUUUAAAAGUAACAAAAAAAAUAGUUGUUAAUCUCUUGUUAAUUAAUUGAGUAUGAAAAACUGAGAUAUCGAAACUUAUCAUCAUCAUUAUCAUCAUCAUCACUGUUCACGUACAUUACAUUCUAGUACUGUUUCUUUGUAGAAGUACAUACAUAACAUGGAAAUUUGCAAAAAAUAACGACUCUCCAGUUCAUUUUCUUUUUAAGAUGGCUUCCUUAUUUAAACGUCAUUACCGAUAUAAUGGACGCUAACCCAGAACAAAUAUUUAGUUGCAAAUUAGGACUAAGAUUCAAAAUUUUUUCCAUCUUUUUAUUAAAAAUAUACAGAACUGGAAAGUAACAUUCGACAAUACUCCAUUUCCUAAUCAAAUUUUACGCCAUUGUUUGCGCAAAAAAAAUCUGGAACAUUUAGAUGAACGCCAUCGGCAGAAAUAGGGUAACAAUUAGUUAAAUGAUCAGAGUGUACACAGAAAAGAAAAAACGUUAAAUUAUUAUAAUCUAAAUUACUUGAUGGUUCUUAUUACGGGCAAGAUUUAGUGCUAUCUUGUAACAUAGUAAACUAAUUCCGAUUGAUAAGCAAAACAAAGUAUUUACUACUAAACUACAGUAUGUGUCUGCCUUUCUAAGACAAUAAAACUUUCUCUGGAAAUGAGAAUUUUCGAGUAAUGUACAUGCUAUAGAGGAGAGAAAGGACGUGGUCACGUGGUUCGUUCUGGUCACAACUUACUCAAAACUAUUCAACACAUAACAUGUGAUGAUGAUAGUCUUGUGCUUGUGUUUGUAACAAGUUGAAAAAUAAUGUACUCCUCACAUUACUAUUUUCAAUCGUAAUAUAACUACUACUUAACUAGUGCUAUAUGUAAAAUAUGUUGUAUUAUAUGCAUAAAAAGUGUACAUAUUAUAAUACUAAAUACUUUAUCUACUUAUGUAAAUGCCCGUUCCAUAAGCGACGAGCUGUAUCUGCUUCUGUAGACAAUACUUUGGAAAAAAUUCCGACGUUUGAAGAAAACUCCCGGAUACUUCUGACCAUUGUUCAUGAGCCAAUAUGCAUGCAAGAUAAGUUGUAGUUGGAAAGGUAAACAGCAUUAUUGUAAUUUUGAAUUUUAUGUAGCAGUCAUAAAGUAGAAAUGUUAUACUGUUAUUAAUACAUGUGUAAAUACAUAUGUGUAUUUACUUAGUUGACGAGGUUGACGAAGGUGAUGAUGAAAAUUUUUGAAAUUUUUGAGCAGGAGUGAUAUUACUUCAAUUGGGACUGUUAAAGUUGACUCCAGAUUGUGAUUUGAUAAUGUACAUAAACUAUCUAGAUGGUUAAACAUAUAGCUAUAUAAUCCUAAGUAUAUAAUCCGGAAGUCCGGUAUAGACAAGUAAAAAUAUGUGUGGUGACUAAAAAUAUCUAUAUAUCUAUUUCACUGUGAGGUGUAAAGAAUAAUAAUUAAGUAAAUGAUAGAUGUAUUGCAGAUCCAAAACUAUGUAAUAUCAUAAAAUUUUAAAAUUUAUCGCCACCUCUGGAAAAUUUCCCAACCAGUUGUCCAGUUGCAUGGAAUGGAAACUCCGACUAAUAUUUACAUUCUUAUAUAGCAUAACUUUUGACUGAGAUUUAGUAACUAUGAUAAGUAGUUCGUUACAUUAUUGAGGCAAUUCACGUAGUCCUUGGGAAACACGGUAAAAUCCGUAAACUUACAAUUGCUAACAAAAAUUUACGAAAAUUUCCAGAGAAAAUCAGCUUGCAUUGCAAACCUUUGCAAGCUUAGCCAGAUGAAGGGCGUCUUUUUAUUUUGUAAACCUCACGGAUUUUGCAAUGUUACCAAGGACUGGAUGAAUUUCUGAAUUGCAUUUUAAAUUUUCACAGUAUUAGAACCUUUAUCAAGUGUGAAAUUGAUUGAAAGCUUUACAUAUUAUGUAAAAUCAAAAAAAAAUAUUGUUGUACAUUAAUGGUUAAUUAUAAUAUUUCCUUUGCGUACCUAAUAAAAACAAGUAAUGGUGCUUUUAGUAUUGUGUAUAUUCGAGAAUAAAUGUGAUGAACUAUCCGAUUAGAAUUUUAAUGUUGUUACAUAAUUAAUUAAUUAAUUAAUUAAUUAAGUUGUUGGUGCUCCGUCAAGUGGGAGCAUUGAUUCAAGUUUAAUGGAGUCUUACGUAGUGAUAUUCAUGUACAUGAAUUGUACAAAGGAAUUACCAUUGGUUUUAAAAUUGUCCUGCAUUGGGGUUUAUCAAUUACUGUUAUUUAUGUGUUUGUUAGUUAUCUUGAUUGUACGUAGUUUCACCACAUAAGUUUCCGGUCUGAAUGAAUCACAAUUACUCAUGGGUAAAGUAUUAUGUAACUAAAGCAUGAAUGAAUUCACAUAUCUUGUACAUCGUAAUUACAAAGUAUAAAGCUCCUUAAUAAAGUUAAGAGAUCCACUA